Molecule: messenger RNA, 3676 nt
Organism: Syngnathoides biaculeatus (alligator pipefish)
Lineage: Eukaryota; Metazoa; Chordata; Actinopteri; Syngnathiformes; Syngnathidae
Gene: gdap1l1
Product: ganglioside induced differentiation associated protein 1-like 1
Exons: 6
Coding region: 16-1116 (366 amino acids)
Source: RefSeq, a predicted model, not a curated record
UCAAAACGCUCCGUCAUGGCGUCUUCCAACCAUGUUACCCCCACCAACUGUGGCUGGUGGCCCAUCUCGGCGAUGGACGAGGACGGCAAAAUCCCAGACGGGGACGAGUGCGAAGACCCCACGUCGGAGCCCAAAUCCGUCAACAAAGACAGGCUGGUUUUGUACCACUGGACGCAGUCUUUCGCCUGCCAGAAGGUGCGCCUGGUCAUCAACGAGAAGGGGCUGGCGUGCGAGGAGAGAGACGUGAGCCUCCCGCUGCAGGAGCACAAGGAACCCUGGUUCAUGAGGCUCAACCUGGGAGAGGAGGUGCCCGUCUUCCUCCACGGCGGCAACAUCAUCAGCGACUACAACCAGAUCAUAGACUACCUGGAGACCAACUUUGUGGGAGACUCGGUGGCUCAGCUGAUUCCCGCUCCAGACUCGCCCGUCCACGAGCGCGUGCAGCAGUACCGGCGGCUCCUGGACGGCCUCCCCAUGGACGCGUACACCCACGGCUGCAUCCUCCACCCGGAGCUCACCACCGACUCUAUGAUCCCAAAGUACGCCACUGCUGAAAUACGUCGACAUUUGGUCAACGCCGCCACGGAGCUGAUGAAGUUGGACCACGAGGAGCCCCAGCUGACAGAACCGUACCUGUCCAAGCAGAAGAAGCUCAUGGCAAAGAUCUUGGACCACGAUAAUGUCAACUAUCUGAAGAAAAUCCUGGCCGAGUUAGCGAUGGUCUUAGAUCAAGUGGAGGCUGAACUGGAGAAAAGGAAACUGGAGCACCAAGGUCCAAAGUGUGAGUUGUGGCUAUGUGGACCAGACUUUACGCUCGCUGACGUCUGUCUGGGAGCCUUGCUGCACAGGCUCAAGUUCUUGGGACUUUCUAAGAAAUACUGGGAGGACGGCAGCCGGCCCAACCUGCAAUCCUUUUUUCUGCGGGUGCAAAAACGCUUCGCUUUCCGCAAGGUCCUGGGCGACAUCCACACGACGCUCCUCUCGGCGGUCCUGCCCAACGCCUUCCGGAUGGUAAAGAAGAAGCCGCCGUCCUUCUUCGGGGCCUCCUUUCUGAUGGGGUCCCUCGGCGGGAUGGGCUACUUUGCCUACUGGUUUUUAAAAAAGAAAUAUAUGUAGUAAAUGCUCUCUUAGCGUCUUCGAUGUCUGUGUAUACGUGAGAUGUUUGAACUUUACUGUAACAUUUGAGGACCGCAGGAAAACCCGUACGGAAUAUAGGAACCACCGAUACUUACCUGGGCGAGUAAAGAUGGGAAAACAUUCCAUAUCGAGACUUGGCUGCCCGUUUUCUGGUACUGGCAGCCUUCAUCCGGCUCACCUGCUCUUGUGUUUGACGUUUGUUGAAGGCACGCGAUCGAAAAAGUACCGGACUUCGUUCAAACCAGCGCACACGCAGACUAGUAAUCGCUCAGCGCGGGUAAAAGCUCUCGGCCACAGGAAAAUCUUUCACUCCUGACACCGCCCCCUGUUUUCGCUCCAAGAAUCGGGGCCCGAGUCCGAAACAAAAAGCAAUCCCGAAAGAAACCCGCUUCCGAAAGCAUCGCGAUCGUUGAGUUUUCUCACAUGGCAACUGCACACGUGCGACGUACGUCACGCUUCGUUCAUUCGAGAUCGCACAGCACACUUCCUGCCGCCACCGAGCAGGAAGAUCGCAAUUGUGACGUCGACGCCGAAGCGCUCGGUUGAAGACGCGCUUGAUUCCUUGAGGCUGCUCGGAGGUAAAACAAAAAACAUGUUGCGACCUGUCGAAAUGUUUGGACCCGGCCCAGCAAUAAUGAGCGGGGAAAUGAGCCGAUUCCAUUGCGGCUUGGUUUUGAUUUUUGCUUUUAACUUGACAGGUCGAACGAAUGGCGUUUCCUGUCAUUGUAAUGGGAAAAGACGAUUUGGAGGAAGGAAAGACAGUUUUGAGUUACGGGCGUCGUCAUGAACGGAACGAAUACCCAAACCCAUCUCACAGCGCCGCCCUACUGGAUUGUCAAUGCGUGAGUUUUAUUUUACUCACAAAUUGACUUAAGUCGUAUAAUAUACACGCACACAAUACAAAUCACUUUGGUAUUUCGAAUUGACCAACGGUGGAGCAACUGCGGAGCGUCGGCCUCGCAGUUCUGCGGACCGGGGUUCAAAACCCGGCCGCGCCUGUGUGGAGUUUGCAUGUUUUCCCCGUGCCCGCGUGGGUUUUACUCCGGUUUCCUCCCACAACCCAAAAACAUGAAAUAAUUGAAGACUCUAAAUUGCCCCACGGUGUGAUUGUCUCCGUGUGCCCUGCGAUUGGCUGGCGACCGGUUCAGGGUGCACCCCUCCACUCCUGCCCCAAGAUAGUCAGAAUAGGCUCUUGCACUCCCAUGACCCUCGUGAGGAUAAGCAUCUCAGAAAACAGACGGAUGGAUAAUUGACCGACAGAAAGUUGAAUCUGACUUCAAGUCAGAUCAAGAAGAUAUUAAAGCACGUCAUCUGUUGACAGCCAUGCUUCAAAUGAUUCGACUGUCUGGGGUGCCAACACUUGUGAGCACAACUGUCGCGUGAAAUAUGGCCACGUUUAGUUCAACACUUGACGAUUAUUCUGUUGUGUGUGUGGCAAUAUUUUUUCCCCAUACGUGCUCCGGGCCUGUUAGAAAUGAACAAAGAUACAUUUUUCUGUUUGACUUAACGUGGCUGGGAAUCACCUGGACGUGACGUCCGCAUCCACUUUUUUUUUUUGUUUGGUUGCUUUUUUUCCACCGCGUUGCCGAACUCGAACUCGCAUUUGGAUGGUCGUACGACUUCCAGAUGAGGAAGGAAGACGCUCGUCCUUGCGACCUCACGACCAAUUUGAAAUGUGCCAAUUUAAAGACAAAAGAGGACGUUUUGGCCUGUGAGCGAAUCAACAUUUGAGUGCGAUUUGACUCGGUUGCAAAAUUACGGCUGCGUUCACAAUCGCAAAACAGAAAAAAAAAAAAAAAAUCUCCAAAUCCUUCCUAAAGUGAAUUGUGAGCACUGCACAUUCUAUUCAGCUAAAAACAUGGAAAAAGAUUCAACAUUCCUUUACAGAAAUGAAAAUGACAAUUAGAAAAUGUGAGAUUUUGCUCCCCUGCGCAUCAUUGAAUUACUUAAUAGAAUAAGCAGUUUCUCAAGGCAAACGGUUUCACCUUUGAACUUGGAAUAUGUAUUUUUUGUUUUGAUUCGGGAGCGACUGUGCAGUGAUCCCAGCGCAAUUUGUUUUGAGUGAACGGAACCAAAAUGGGAUCUCGAGGACACGGAGUCACUUUUGAAACGCAAAUGUUGACGUUUUUGUUUGAAGGCCGAACCCGAACGUGGCCUCAAUUCUUUUGAUUUCCUGGUCGGCCUCGACGCGUCACACGCACGCAGCCAACAAAUUCGACUUGUCUUGGUGGCUGUCGUAGCUCACGAUAGUAUUUUUUUUUUUUUUUUGACGUUUAUUUUUUUAUAUUUCUAAAAUAUACUUUUAUUUAUGGUGCUUUUUAUGAUGUUUGUUCAUAAGCCUUAAUUUAUUCAGUUGCCAUCAAUGACAAAUAAAUACAAAUAAAAAGUCCUCAUUGAUUUUUUAUAUUUUUUUUUAAUAUGCAGUACUGUGUCUAUAUAGAUACAGUAUUUCAGUAAAUACAUGCUGAUGUAUUCUUCUUUUCCUUUCGGCUUGUCCCGAUUAGGGGUCGCCACAGCGUGUCAUCUUUUUCCAUCUGAG